Molecule: messenger RNA, 4003 nt
Organism: Arachis duranensis
Lineage: Eukaryota; Viridiplantae; Streptophyta; Magnoliopsida; Fabales; Fabaceae
Product: DNA-directed RNA polymerase subunit beta'-like
Biological process (GO): DNA-templated transcription
Molecular function (GO): ribonucleoside binding; DNA-directed RNA polymerase activity; DNA binding
Source: RefSeq, a predicted model, not a curated record
AUGGCAGCAGUAGUCAUCAAAAGAUUAAAAGAAAAAGAGAGGAAAAGAUCCAGCAAAUCUGACAAGCCACCACAGACGAUCUCCGUGGUAGAAUAUGAUGAACCUCGGGGGGAGAUAGCAGGAUAUGAGGAAGAGGCAGUAGCUGAGAUUCUGGCAGCAGAGAUAGUGCACGAUAAGCAGAUUAAGUUACCUGAUGGACACCGUAUGCCUGCAGCUGAGGAGUUAAAGCAAAAGAGGUAUUGCAAAUGGCAUAAUUCUUAUACUCAUGCUACUGUUAGAUUUGCAUGUGUUAAGCAUAUAGCUGAAAAUAUUAUUUCUUUCUUUUUUUUGUCCGAAAAGUGCAUUGUGGGAACGGGAUUGGAACGCCAAGUAGCCUUAGAUUCGGGGGCUUCCGCUAUAGCGGAACACGAGGGAAAGAUCUUUUAUACCGAUACUGAAAAGAUCCUUCUAUUGGGCAAUGGGGAGACUUUAAACAUCCCAUUGGUUAUGUAUCAAGAUUCUAAUAAAAAUACUUGCAUGCAUCAAAAACCUCAAGUUCAACGCGGUAAAUGCAUAAAAAGGGGUCAAAUUUUAGCGGACGGUGCUGCUACAAUUUGCGGCGAACUUGCUUUGGGAAAAAACAUAUUAGUAGUUUAUAUGCCAUGGGAGGGUUACAAUUCUGAAGAUGCUGUACUCAUCAGCGAACGUCUGGUCUAUGAAGAUAUUUAUACUUCUUUUCACAUACGGAAAUAUGAAAUUCAAACUCAUGUGACAAGCCACGGUCCUGAAAAAAUCACUAAGGAAAUCCCACACCUAGAAGCCCAUUUACUCCGAAAUUUAGACAAAAAUGGAAUUGUUACCCCCGGAUCUUGGGUAGAGACGGGCGAUAUUUUAGUGGGGAAAUUAACGCCUCAAAUGGUACAAGAAUCCUCGUAUGCCCCGGAAGAUAGAUUAUUACGAGCUAUACUUGGAAUUCAGGUAUCCUCCUCAAAGGAAACUUGUCUAAAACUACCUAUAGGCGGUAGAGGUCGAGUUGUUGAUGUAAGAUGGAUUCAAAAAAAAAGAGGUUCCAAUUAUAAUCCAGAAACUAUUAGAAUAUAUAUAUUGCAGAAACGUGAAAUCAAAGUAGGGGAUAAAGUGGCCGGGAGACAUGGAAAUAAGGGUAUCGUUUCCAAAAUUUUGCCUAGACAGGAUAUGCCUUAUUUGCAAAAUGGAAGACCCGUUGAUAUGGUCUUCAACCCAUUAGGAGUUCCGUCAAGAAUGAAUGUAGGACAGAUAUUUGAAUGCUCACUCGGAUUAGCGGGGGAUAUGCUAGAUAGACAUUAUCGAAUAGCACCCUUUGAUGAGAGAUAUGAGCAAGAGGCUUCGAGAAAACUAGUAUUUUCUGAAUUAUAUGAAGCCAGUAAACAAACGUCGAAUCCGUGGAUAUUUGAACCCGAGUAUCCGGGCAAAAGCAGAAUAUUUGAUGGAAGAACAGGGAAUCCUUUUGAACAGCCUGUUAUAAUAGGAAAGCCUUAUAUCUUGAAAUUAAUUCAUCAAGUUGAUGAUAAAAUACACGGACGUUCUUGUGGGCAUUAUGCACUUGUUACGCAACAACCCCUUAGAGGAAGGGCUAAACAAGGAGGACAGCGCGUAGGUGAGAUGGAGGUUUGGGCUCUCGAGGGAUUUGGUGUUGCUCAUAUUUUGCAAGAGAUGCUUACUUAUAAAUCUGAUCAUAUUAAAGCUCGGCAAAUAGUACUCGCGACUACGAUCAUUGGACGAACAAUACCAAAACCCGCGAACGCUCCAGAAUCCUUUCGAUUACUCGUUCGAGAACUACGAUCUUUAGCUAUGGAAUUGAAUCAUUUCCUUGUAUCCGAGAAGAACUUCAGGAUUCAUAGGAAGGAAUAUAAACAUAAACAACUCCGAAUUGGAUCGGUCUCUCCUCAACAAAUAAUUGCUUGGGCAAAAAAAAUCUUACCUAAUGGAGAGAUAGUUGGGGAGGUAACAAAGCCCUAUACUUUUCAUUACAAAACUAAUAAGCCUGAAAAAGAUGGAUUAUUUUGCGAAAGAAUUUUUGGACCUGUAAAAAGUGGAAUUUGUGCUUGUGGAAAUUAUCGAGUGAUCGGAGAGAAAAAAAAAGACAACCAAAAAUUUUGCGAACAAUGUGGGGUAGAAUUUGUUGAUUCUCGGAUACGUAGAUAUCAAAUGGGCUAUAUAAAACUCGCAUGCCCAGUAACCCAUGUGUGGUAUUUGAAACGUCUUCCUAGUUAUAUCGCGAAUCUUUUGGAUAAACCUCUUAAAGAAUUAGAAGGUCUAGUUUACUGCGAUGUCCGGAUGAAAGGAAACUUUCACGUCCGAUUUUGAAAGGGGGAGAUCCCAUUGAUCUUGGUUGGAUCCUAUCCAAAUUUUUCGUUUGCUAGACCCGUCGUUAAAAAGCCUACUUUCUUACGAUUACGAGGUUUAUUCGAAUAUGAAAUCCAAUCCUGGAAAUAUAGCAUACCACUUUUUUUUACUAUACAGGGUUUCGAUACAUUUCGAAAUAGAGAAAUUUCUAGUGGAGCGGGUGCUAUUCGAGAACAACUAGGCGAUCUGGAUUUGACAAUUCUUAUAAAUUCUUCAUUAGUAGAGUGGAAAGAAUUAGGAGAAGGGGGAUCCACGGGCAAUGAAAAUGAAUGGGAGGCUCGAAAAGUUGGAAGAAGAAAAAAUUUUUUGGUUCGACGUAUAGAAUUAGCUAAACAUUUUAUCCGAACAAAUAUAAAUCCGGAAUGGAUGGUUUUAUGUCUCUUACCAGUUCUUCCCCCCGAAUUGAGACCCAUUAUUCAAAUCGAUGGGGGAAAACUAAUGAGCUCAGAUAUUAAUGAACUCUAUCGAAGAGUUAUCUAUCGGAACAAUACUCUUAUCGAUCUAUUAACAACAAGUAGAUCUACGCCAAGCGAAUUAGUAAUGUGCCAGGAGAAAUUGGUACAAGAAGCCGUGGAUACGCUUCUGGAUAAUGGAAUCCGCGGGCAACCGAUGAGGGAUGGUCAUAAUAAGGUUUACAAAUCAUUUUCAGAUAUAAUUGAAGGUAAAGAGGGAAGAUUUCGCGAAACCCUGCUUGGAAAAAGGGUUGAUUAUUCGGGGCGUUCUGUUAUUGUAGUAGGACCAUCACUUUCAUUACAUCGAUGUGGAUUACCUCGCGAAAUAGCAAUAGAACUUUUCCAGACAUUUGUAAUUCGUGGUCUAAUUCGAAAGCAUUUUGCUUCGAACAUGGGAAUUGCUAAGAGUAAAAUUCGGGAAAAAGAACCGAUUGUAUGGGAAAUCCUUCAAGAAAUUAUGCAGGGGCAUCCCGUCUUGCUAAAUAGAGCGCCUACUCUGCAUAGAUUAGGCAUACAGGCAUUCCAACCUAUUUUAGUGAAAGGGCGCGCUAUUUGUUUACACCCAUUAGUUUGUAAGGGAUUCAAUGCAGACUUUGAUGGAGACCAAAUGGCUGUUCAUGUGCCUUUAUCUUUGGAAGCCCAAACGGAAGCUCGUUUACUUAUGUUUUCUCAUAUGAACCUAUUGUCUCCGUCGAUGGGAGAUCCUAUUUCCGUACCGACUCAAGAUAUGCUUAUUGGGCUUUAUAUAUUAACGAGCGGGAAUCGUCGAGGUAUUAGUGCAAACAGGUAUAGUCCGUGUAAACGCAGAAAUUCGAAAACUGAAAGAAUUUACAAAAAUAACAAUAGAUAUACGAAAAAAAAAAAAGAACCCUUUUUUUGUAAUUCCUAUGAUGCAAUUGGAGCUUAUCGACAAAAAAAAAUAAAUUUCGAUAGUCCUUUGUGGUUCCGCUGGCGGCUAGAUCAGCGCGUUAUUUCCUCAAGAGAAGCUCCUAUCGAAGUUCAUUAUGAACCGUUGGGUAUCUAUCAUGAGAUUUAUGGUCAUUAUAUAGUAGUAAGAAGUAUAAAAAAACAAAUUCGUUGUAUAUACAUUCGAACUACUGUUGGUCAUAUUUCUUUUUAUCGAGAAAUCGAAGAAGCUAUACAAGGUUUUUGUCGAGCCCAUUUAUAUAGUAUCUAGUUAAGUCAAU